This is a messenger RNA of Panonychus citri (citrus red mite), 1874 nucleotides long. RefSeq names its product adenylosuccinate lyase-like. Gene Ontology annotation, biological process: 'de novo' AMP biosynthetic process. The record is from RefSeq and is a predicted model, not a curated record. NCBI's taxonomy places the organism in Eukaryota, Metazoa, Arthropoda, Arachnida, Trombidiformes, Tetranychidae. Gene Ontology annotation, cellular component: cytosol. Gene Ontology annotation, molecular function: N6-(1,2-dicarboxyethyl)AMP AMP-lyase (fumarate-forming) activity; (S)-2-(5-amino-1-(5-phospho-D-ribosyl)imidazole-4-carboxamido) succinate lyase (fumarate-forming) activity.
AAAGAGUAAUUAACUGAUUGUAAUUUAUAAAAGUUAAUUAUCUAUCUACUCAUCUAUCUCCACUUGUCUGUGUUUUCUUUGAGAAGGUCAUUUGAAAAAUACUAAGAUUAUUUUGAUUGUUUUCUCUUUUUUUUCGUCUUCUCUUUGGUUAUUUUGCUUUUUGUUUUUCUAUUCACUUUUUAAUUGUUUUCUUUUUUUUUGUCUCUCGUGCUUUUUUUGUUAAUUGUUUUUGUUGUUUUGCUGAUUUCUGUUAAUCAUCAUGGAGGAAAUUCAUGGAAUUUAUCAAUCACCUUUAUCCCAAAGAUAUGGAAGCUUGGAAAUGCGAAAAAAUUUCAGUGAUGAUAAGAAAUUUUCGACUUGGCGAUUGUUGUGGGUUAAUUUGGCUAAAGCUCAACAAGCUUUGGGAAUUAAUAUUAGUGAUGAACAAAUUAACGAAAUGGAGGCAAAUGCCGAUAAAAUUGACUUUGAAUUUGUGGCUCAAGACGAAAAACGUACCCGUCAUGAUGUUAUGGCUCAUGUACAUGAAUUUGCUUCCCGUUGUGUUAAGGCUGCACCGAUAAUCCAUUUAGGAGCAACAAGUUGUUUCGUUGGUGAUAAUACCGAUUUAAUCCAAAUUAAGGAUGGAUUUAACAUUUUGCUUCCUCGAUUAGCUCGUUGUAUUGAUCGGUUAACCAAAUUUGCUCGCAAAUAUCAUGACUUACCAACCUUGGGGUACACACAUUUCCAACCAGCGCAACUUGUCACCGUCGGUAAAAGAGCCUGUUUAUGGAUUAACGAUCUUCUUAUGGACUUGAAAAAUUUCGAGCGAGUUCGCAAUGAAUUGAGAUUUCGAGGUGCAAAGGAACCACUAACUCAGGCUUCUUUCCUUCAAUUGUUUAACAACGAUGAAGAAAAGGUUAAAAAGUUGGAUGAUUUGGUUACUCGUUACUCUGGAUUCGAUUCAAGUUUAAUUGUUUGUGGACAAACAUAUUCUCGUAAAGUUGAUGUUGAGGUUUUGGGUGCAAUCGCAGGCCUUGGAUCGACAAUUCAUAAAAUUUGUACCGAUUUACGUUUAUUGGCCCAUAUGAAAGAGAUCGAGGAACCAUUUGAAGAGACACAAAUCGGCUCAAGUGCUAUGCCUUAUAAACGUAAUCCAAUGAGGUCGGAAAGAUGUUGUUCAUUAGCCCGACAUCUCAUGGGAAUCAUGUCUUCGGCAUUAAACACUCAUUCGGUACAAUGGAUGGAAAGGACACUCGAUGACAGUGCAAUUCGUCGGGUUAUCAUACCAGAAGCUUUUAUCACUGCCGAUGAAGUUUUAAUCACUUUACAAAAUGUUUGCGAAGGUUUCAUUGUUUAUCCCGCUGUAAUUGAAAGAAACAUUAACCAAGAAUUACCAUUUAUGGCCACCGAAAAUGUGAUCCUUGCGAUGGUUAAAAAAGGUGCCAAUCGACAAGAGUGCCAUGAAAUGAUUCGACAAUUGUCCCAUGAAGCCGCUCUUCAAGUUAAACAAUUUGGUAAAAACAAUGACCUUUUGGAUCGAAUUGAAAAGCACCGAUACUUUGAACCAAUCAAAGAUGAAUUGAGACAAUUAACUGAUGCUAAAUCGUUUGUUGGUCGAGCACCAAGACAAGUGGUUGAAUUUAUCAGAGCUGAAGUAGAACCAGCAAUUCACCCUUAUCGUAAUCUGAUGAGUGUAAAAGCGAGUGUUACUAAAUAGAUUGUGCGAUUAGAUUGAUGAUUAUCACUGCAAUAAUCAAUUCAACAAUCUAUUGAAUAAACAUGACAACAAACUGGCAAUCAUUAUCAAUAUAUAUAUGAGUUCUAAUUGUAAUUUUAUAAUUGGAUUAACGAUUAGUUUAUAUAAAAAAAUGAAAAUCUAUUGAAAUUUACAAGAA